AUGGUCACACAAGCCGUGGACCACCUGAAAAGCUGGUUCUCCGACGCCUUCUACGUACGGUCCGCUGGCAGGCUUUACGAGUCUGGAGCCCCGCUCAGGUGCAUGCACGCGAUCGGCUUCGUCAACAGGCUCGCGCCGCGGCGCCUCGUCAACGAGCCCUCUCUCCUCUCCCUGUCGACCGCCUUGUGCUGCACGCUACACAAGCAUAUCUUCGAGGGGUUCGCGCACGAGGACGGGACGCAGGAUACACUCGCGCUGGGUGACAUUGGCCUCUGCUUCGCUGCCCGGACGCGCAUGGCGGAGCAGUCGCUUAUCCUCGCGAUGCACAUCUUCAACCCGGACGUCGCGUACGAUUGCGAGGACCGGCCGCGGUGCGAGAGGGCGCUGCGCGCAAUCCUGUUGAGCGUGGAGGACCAGCCGGAGUCGUUCGCGUCCCCGGAUAACCACGCGUGCAAGUACUACGAACGCUGUGUCUCUAUGUCAGAGCCCACAAAGCGCAACAAACGUCGAAAAGCAGAUUCAGAUGCUACCCAAGACAAGGAUGGGCCCAUAGCGAUCAAGCGGGACGACGAAUUCUGGUUCGAGGACGGCAAUAUCGUUCUCAUUGCACGCGACAUCGAGUUUCGCGUCUACAAAGGGAUACUCGCCAAACAUUCCCCCCUCUUUCAAGAUAUGUUCUCUCUCCCCCCUCCCGCCACGCCGGAAUCGUCUCGGGACACGGCUGCGGCCGUCGAGACUUGCCCCGUGGUCCACCUCUCCGAUUCCCCAGAAGACUUUAGGCACGUUCUCCGCGCGCAUGCACCAAAAUCUAAUUACGCAUACGCCUCCAGUUACAGCGCCUUCGGAGUGCAUGACGGACUCUCCUGCAGACUGAUCUCGGGGGCCCUCGCGGUGGCCCGGAUUGCGCACAAGUACCAGAUGCACGACAUGCUCGCGCUCGCUGUCAAGUAUUUGAAGCAGGGCUUCCCAGACACCUUCUACCAGCAAGCCGCACAGCCGUUGAGAUGCAUAUCCAACCCCUACAGGGGCUCGAUAGCCAUCGGCGUCAUCAAUCUCGCCCGGCUGAUCGACGAGCCGUCCCUGCUCCCCACCGCGCUCUUCGUCUGCUGCGCGCUCACGUCCGCCGACCUGCUGAAGGGACUCGUGCACGAGGACGGCUCGGUUGAGCACCUGACGAUGGAGGACCUUGGGCGCUGCUUCGACGCGCGCGGAUCCCUCGCGGACAAGACCCUCGUUCUCGCCACCAACAUUUUCGCGCCCUCGGUCUCUGAGGGGUGCGCUGCUCCGGACAAGUGCCGGGGGGCGCUGGAAAGGAUGCUUUUGGAAGUGGGCGAGGAGCCAUCUUCGUUCACGGAUCCAGACCUGCACACCUCCUGGAUAGAAGCGUACGAAACUUCGUACGUGCUGCUGUGUUGCGAACGCUGCCAGAAGAUGCUGCGGGAGCGUGACAUGAGGGAACGGCGGUGGGUGUGGAGCCAGCUCCCUGAGAUUAUGGGGGUCCGGGUCGACAACUGGCCCGAAGACCAUUUCUACUAG
Trametes versicolor FP-101664 SS1 is the source of this 1536-nucleotide messenger RNA. RefSeq lists its product as uncharacterized. Lineage: Eukaryota; Fungi; Basidiomycota; Agaricomycetes; Polyporales; Polyporaceae. The record is from RefSeq and is a predicted model, not a curated record. Gene Ontology annotation, molecular function: protein binding. The transcript is spliced from 3 exons. The coding region runs from base 1 to 1536 and encodes 511 amino acids.